AUGGGCCUAAUAAGGAUAUCAUGGGUACUAACAUUAGCCUUGUCAACAACAGUUGUAUCAGCCAUGCCACCAUCACUGCCCAGCUCACAGAUGGCUUAUCAGGCUCAAAAUUAUGGUGAGUUACUGUAGUUUUUAAUUUUUUUUGCUUUGAAAGUAAAUUUUUACCGUUUUUAUCUAAAAAAUAACUUUUUUGGUUUUGCAGCCUGCGGGUGACAAGUUAUACGAUAAAUGAUAAAUUUUGUUGUUUUAAGCCUUGUAAAGCAAGUUCUUGCCAUUUUUUGUUUUGUAAAGGAAGUUCUUGCUAUUUUAAGUGUUGUAAAGAAAUUUCUUUCCAUUCUGUGUUUUGUAAAGAAAGUUCUUUCCAUUCUGUGUUUUGUAAAGAAAGUUCUUUCCAUUCUGUGUUUUGUAAAGAAAGUUCUUUCCAUUCUGUGUUUUGUAAAGAAAGUUCUUGCCAUUUUUUGUUUUGUAAAGGAAGUUCUUGCCAUUUUUUCAAAAAUUUCAAAAAAAUUGUUUUUUAGAAAACGCAGCUCCAGCCUGGUACCAAAUGCCAGAAAGACAACAAGAAAACACAUUCACCAACAACCGGUCGCCCUAUGGUCCGCAACCUGACAAACACACAUUCAUUCCAGUUCCAUCACCUUUCGAACUGCCUCGACCCAAAACACCGCUGGAAAUGGCCAAUGGGCAUAUUGUGGACGCGGCUCAGGAGGUUGGUUUGGUUUCCAAUAUUAUCUAUAUUCUUAUUGUCUACAUACUGUCUUUGCGGCUAAAAAAAAACAAAAUUUGGCGCUUUGCGGCCUGCGGGUGACAAGUUAUACGAUAAAUAUAAAAAAUGCGAUUUUUUGCUAUUUAUGUAAAGAAAGUUCUUGCCGUUUUUGGGUUUGUAAAUAAAGUCCUUGCCGUUUUUGGGUUUUAUAAAGAAAGUUUUUGAUAUUUCGUUUUGUAAACAAAGUUUUUGGCAUUUUUUUCAUUUGUAAAGAAAUUGUUUGCCAUUUUGCGCUAAUAUCAACAAUUUUGCGCUUGGCAGCCUGCGGAUGAAAAGUUAUACGAUAAAACCAAAUUUAGCUCAUGUAUUAAAAACUAUUGCCAUUUUUUGUUCUGUAAUGAAAGUUCUUGCCAUUUUAUGAUCUGUAAAGAAAAUUAUUGUCAUUUUUGCGCCAAAAUCAACAAUUUUUGGGAUUCGGCAGCCUGCGGGUGACAAGUUAUACGAUAAAACGUCAAUUGGGUCUUUCUAAUGAAAACUAAUGUCAUUUUUUGACGUGUAAAGAAAGUGCUUGCCAUUUUUUGUUUUGUAAAGAAAGUUCUUGCUAUUUUAAUGUUUUGUAAAGAAAGUUCUUACCAUUUUUCGUUUUGUAAAGAAAGUUCUUGCGUUUUAUGAUUUAUCACCUAUCUUUUGUUUUAUAGUUUAAAAAUUUAGUUUUAUUUUGCUAAUUUUUACCUUAAUUUCUAUUUUGUUACCUAAUUUUCAUUCCCAGACGCAUUUAUCCGGCUUUUUCCGCACGUUAAACGGCCAAGUCACCAACCUAGAACGUUAUAUGCCUUUGCUAGCCAAAAAGCUGGGCAUAACCUCUCUGCCCAUCCUACCCACCACCACCGAUCGACCUUCACGUCCUUCCCAAAAGCCUACACAAUCCCUACGCUCCUAUCACACUCGACCCUCCCCACCGGAACGACCAUUCACGGUGCGUGGUACCAAAAUCUGUUGGGAUUGUACCACCGUGACCAUGCAGUUGGUCACACCCACGCCCAUGAACAAACGCAAGACCAAGAUUGUGAAGAAGAACAAGAUACGAAGUAAUCAGGUGACAAGACGUACUGGGGAUUACAGUACGGAGGAUUACGGUACCACACGCACCACUAAGGACGUUUGGGCCAGUAUGCAAGUUACGACCAAAGACCAUUGGAAGCAAUUCACGGUGGGAACAAGGGCUACCACCGAGCGGUCGGACACACCGGAUCGUAUGAGGAAGAACGCCCGAGGGCUUGUUAAAAUUGAAAAUGGCGGCGAGAUCAAAGAGAAACGGCCAAAAAUUACGCAAAACGGUCGAAUUUCCAAGCCCUAUCGACCGGACCAAAACAAUAAUAACAUUGACUCAACCAACAGUCAACUAGGCUCAUCUACCAGCCAAUUUGGUACUCAUGUUACACCUGUGGAACCUCAAAAUGGUCGUCAAAUUUCAAAAACUGGCCAAAUUUCAUCGAAAAAGGACCGUUUUGUCCCACAAAAUGGUCGCAAUUCUCGUCCAAACAGUACCAAAAGUACCAAAAUUGAUAAACAGGUAACUGAAGAUAUGGACAACACCCCUAUCAACACAAAAGUUGAUAUCAACAGCAAUGAGUACACUAAAUUGAGCAUUUCCGGCCAAAGCCUCGGUACCGGACGGCCGGAUAUGGUACUAGAAUCGAUCAGAUCCCAAAAAGGGCCACUAAACAAGAACAAUAUGAGAGAGAUUAUGUCACUAGGACCCAUGGAGAUGCUAAAUAAGGCUAAGAACGGAUGGACUCAUAAAGAGAAUCGACCGAAAAUCGACUGCCCGGAAAGCAAUGUCAGCCCUAUUGAAGUCGCCAUUGUUUGGGUAGGUUAAAGGUCAUUUUAAGGUUUAAAUUGAAAUUAAAAAAUGCGUUUUUGAAUUAAAAAUACUAAUAUUAUGCUUGUUGUGCUGAGAAUUCGUUGUAAAAUACGUGUCUUGAUCAAAUAGUGCAAAAAAUCAAAAUUUUUUUAAAGGUCUAUAACAAUAUUUCAAAAGCCGAUUGAAAAAAAUUAAUGAAGAUACAACUAAACGUUUUGACAAAACGAUUGAAUAUGAUGUGAACUAACAUAAAAAUACCCUUUUCAGUAAACUAUGUGGUUUGAAGUGAAGUUAUGAAGAAAAAACGACCUGAACACCUACUACAAUAUCAUGGAUAAGUUGUGUUAGACGUUUUGAAUGUUUUUGGUGAAAACUUCGAGCUUUUGUUGUUACUAACGUUUGCUUAUGAUAAUGUUUUCAAUUUGGCACUAAUUUUAUGUUUUUUGCACUUUUCAUUUUUGUAAAAUACGAGCUGUAUCAGUACAAAACCAUGUUGUUGAGUUCAAAAUAAAAAAUGCCAUUUCUUUUCAUGUCUUUCCCCUUAAUAUCUGUCACAAUCUGAAUAGAAAACAUCAUGGUUACUAGGCGGUGAGUUUUGACCUGGGAGGCGGGGUAAAAUCAAAAAAAAUUUGAAAAAUCGACAGGGGGGACAAAGUGCAAAUUUUCAAAAAAAAAUUUUUUUCUGAAAAAACAAGCCCUUUCCUACCGCCCGGCUAUAAUCAUCUUGUCCUAUGUCUGCUGUAAUGCGUGCAGUUUAAUAACAGUGUGAUUUUAGAUCGUUAACCAGUUCAAACACCGCAGUAAUGUAAGUUUUUUGAUGUGAAACGUGUGUUUUAACCGGAAAAUAAGCAAAAUAUAGUCACAUAAGACUCAAUUAUAAGUUUGAAAUUGAGUCAAAAGUUCUUGGAUACAAUAUUUUUUCAAAAAUUAAAAAAAAAAUUUUUUAUUUUUAAAAAAUUUUAAAAUUUUGAAAUUUGGUACUAAUUUUACGGUACCAUACUAUAAUAAUACUAAAAUCCAACAUAUUACUGCCCAAGGACUAUAAAAUGUAUUUUAGGCCAGUACAGAGUUAAUAGAAGCCAUAAAAGAAGCCCUGGCCAAGUUCCGUAGCACCUUAUCAGCACGCCAAAUGGCUCCAGAGGAAGGUCACGCUGACAUCGCGGACCUUGGCCGUGAAUUGGAAAGCACUUGGACUCAACUUAAGGACAGUAAGUUAUUUUAUACAUUGUAAAGAAAGUUCUUGCCAUUUUUUGGUCUGUAAAGAAAAUUCUUGCAAUGUCUUGUUUUGUAAAGAAAGUUCUUGCCAUUUUUAGUUUUGUAAAGAAAGUUCUUGCAACUUUUUGUUUUGUGAAGAAAGUUCUUGCCAUUUUUUGUCAAACAAGCUAAUUUUGACUCCUGCAGCCUGCGGGUGACAAGUUAUACGCUACAUUUGUUUCCAGGCGGAUUCCUAGAACGAGCUGUAGCCGAACUUGCCCUCUCUGAUAGUCAAGUCCCUGGUCAUGAUGGUACUGUUGAUACUGACGCGGCGGCCAGAAAAAUCGAUGAGCUAUGGCGUGAAGCCAUGCUGGCUUCAGCUAUUGGCUUCAGUGAGCCGGAUCCUAUGAAUCGGCCAAUGUAUGAUGAUAUUCGGGGCCAUCAAAGGGGCAAUGUGGUAUGUUUGCGAAGGAAUUAG
Bursaphelenchus okinawaensis is the source of this 4242-nucleotide messenger RNA. Lineage: Eukaryota; Metazoa; Nematoda; Chromadorea; Rhabditida; Aphelenchoididae. The record is from the annotation of a GenBank genome assembly.